CGCUGGUCAUUACGCCUUGGUGUCAGAGACAGUGGUACAGCUCGCGUUCUCUUCAGAUCAAUCGUUGGUUUCAUUGUGGAUUAUUUAGUGUGAAAAUGUCUGACGGUGGGGGAGGAGACGACAGCGGCGGCGGGAUGGAGGUUUCUGCGGCCGUGCAGACUGUAGCGGACGCGUCUGUUCUGCAGAAACACAUCCGUAAGCUCGUGCCGCUGCUGCUGGAGGAUGGCGGGGAUGCGCCCGCGGCUCUAGAGAGCGCGCUGGAGGAGAAGAGCUCGCUCGAGCAGAUGAGAAAAUUCCUGUCAGAUCCGCAAAUUCACUCGAUUCUAGUGGAGCGGAGCGCGCUUAAAGAGGAUGUUGGAGAUGAAGGAGAGGAGGAGAGAGAGGCCAUUUCAUACACCAUCAGCACUGACAUCCAUUACAGACUCAAAUCGAACAGCCUUGCUUUGAUUAAGCGCACUGGAGUCAUUGAUGCAGACAAACCCAUCUCCACUCUGGUGCGAGUUCUGACGCUCAGCGAGGAUUCGCCAUAUGAGACUCUACAUUCUUUCAUCAGUAAUGCCGUUUCUCCGUACUUCAAAUCCUACAUUCGGGAGUCUGGCAAAGCAGACAGAGAUGGAGAUAAGAUGGCUCCGUCAGUGGAGAAGAAGAUCGCGGAGUUGGAGAUGGGGUUACUCCACCUCCAGCAGAACAUCGAGAUCCCAGAGAUCAGUCUGCUCAUCAACCCCAUCAUCACAAACGUGGCCAAGCAGUGCUACGAGCGAGGAGAGAAACCCAAGGUCACUGACUUUGGUAAAAAAGUGGAGGACCCGACCUUCCUGAACCAGCUGCAGUCUGGAGUCAAUCGUUGGAUCAGAGAAAUCCAGAAGGUCACUAAACUGGACCGUGACCCGGCCUCUGGUACCGCCCUGCAGGAGAUCAGCUUCUGGCUCAACCUUGAACGUGCCCUCAAUCGUAUACAGGAGAAGCGUGAGAGUCCGGAGGUCCUGCUCACCUUGGACAUCCUGAAGCAUGGCAAACGUUUUCAUGCCACAGUCAGUUUCGACACAGACACCGGCCUGAAGCAGGCCGUAGAGACCGUCAACGAUUACAACCCUCUGAUGAAGGAUUUUCCCCUCAACGAUCUUCUGUCAGCCACUGAACUCGACAAGAUCCGGCAGGCGCUGGUGGCCAUCUUCACCCACCUUCGCAAGAUCCGAAACACCAAGUACCCCAUCCAGCGUGCUUUACGUCUGGUGGAGGCCAUCUCCAGAGACCUCAGCUCACAGCUCCUUAAAGUCCUGGGCACUCGUAAGCUCAUGCAUGUGGCCUAUGAGGAAUUUGAAAAGGUGAUGGUGGCGUGUUUUGAAGUCUUCCAGACGUGGGAAGAUGAGUAUGAGAAACUUCAAGUGCUCCUGAGGGACAUCGUGAAGAGAAAGAGAGAGGAGAACCUGAAGAUGGUGUGGCGUCUCAGUCCCGCUCACCGUAAGCUUCAGGCCCGGUUGGAUCACAUGCGGCGUUUCAGACGGCAGCACGAGCAGCUGAGAGCCGUCAUUGUUCGUGUACUGAGACCUCAGGUGUCUGCGGUUCCCCAGCAUGCUCCGGGUGAGACCGCUGAGCCCCCCGACAUGAAGGUUGCUGAGGUGCUCUUUGAUGCUGCGGACGCUAAUGCUAUCGAGGAAGUUAAUCUGGCCUAUGAAAAUGUGAAAGAGGUUGACGGAUUGGACGUGUCAAAGGAGGGAAUGGAAGCCUGGGAGGCAGCUAUGAAGCGCUAUGAUGAACGCAUCGAUCGCGUAGAGACCCGCAUCACGGCUCGCCUGCGGGACCAGCUGGGUACAGCAAAGAACGCCAACGAGAUGUUCCGCAUUUUCUCUCGCUUCAACGCCCUCUUUGUCCGCCCUCACAUUCGCGGAGCCAUCCGCGAGUACCAGACGCAGCUCAUCCAGCGAGUCAAAGACGACAUCGAGUCUCUGCACGAUAAAUUUAAGGUUCAGUACCCUCAGAGUCAAUCGUGUAAAAUGAGCCACGUGCGAGACCUGCCUCCCGUCUCUGGCUCCAUUAUCUGGGCUAAACAGAUCGAUCGGCAACUGACGGCCUACAUGAAGCGCGUGGAGGAUGUUCUUGGGAAGGGCUGGGAGAAUCACGUCGAGGGUCUAAAGCUGAAGCAGGAUGGCGACAGUUUCCGUGCCAAGCUUAACACGCAGGAGAUUUUCGACGACUGGGCUAGAAAGGUGCAGCAACGCAAUCUGGGCGUGUCUGGUCGCAUUUUCACCAUUGAGAACACACGCGCUCGCGGCCGCACUGGAACGGUGCUAAAGCUCAAAGUGAACUUCUUGCCAGAGAUCAUCACCCUCUCGAAGGAAGUGCGUAACUUAAAGUGGCUGAGUUUCCGUGUGCCGCUGGCCAUCGUUAACAAAGCCCAUCAAGCCAAUCAGCUGUACCCAUUUGCCAUUUCGCUCAUCGAGAGUGUCCGCACGUACGAGCGCACCUGUGAGAAGGUGGAGGAGAGGAUGUCCAUCUCGCUGCUGGUGGCCGGUCUGAAGAAGGAGGUGCAGGCUCUCGUCACCGAGGGCAUCUCUCUGGUCUGGGAGUCCUACAAACUCGACCCUUACGUCCAGCGUCUGGCUGAAACGGUCUUCAACUUCCAAGAAAAGGUGGACGAUCUCCUACUGAUUGAGGAGAAGAUUGAUUUGGAGGUGCGAUCUCUUGAAACCUGUAUGUAUGAGAACAAGACAUUCACAGAGAUCCUCAAUCGCAUUCAGAAGGCCGUGGAUGACCUGAACCUACACUCCUACUCCAAUCUUCCCAUCUGGGUCAACAAACUGGACAUCGAGAUCGAGCGCAUCCUGGGUGUGCGUCUGCAGGCGGGACUUAAGGCCUGGACACAGGUUCUCAGAGGACAGAUGGAGGACAAAGCUGAUGUGGACAUGGACACUGAAGCUCCUCAAGUCAGCCACAAACCUGGAGGAGAACCAAAGAUCAAGAACAUCAUCCAUGAAUUAAGAAUCACAAACCAAGUCAUCUACCUGAACCCGCCGAUUGAAGACUGCCGCUACAGACUCUACCAAGAGAUGUUUGCCUGGAAGAUGGUCAUCCUCUCUCUUCCCAGAAUCCAGAGUCAGAGAUAUCAGGUUGGCGUUCACUACGAGUUAUCUGAGGAAGAGAAGUUCUAUAGAAACGCUCUGACCAGAAUGCCCGAUGGUCCCGCUGCGCUGGAGGAGGCGUAUAAUGCGGUGAAGGACAACGUCUCGGAGGUGGAGCAGUACGUCAAGGUGUGGCUGCAGUAUCAGUGCCUGUGGGACAUGCAGCCCGAGAACAUUUAUAACCGUCUGGGAGAAGAUCUCACCAAGUGGCAGGCGCUGCUGGUGCAGAUCCGGAAAGCUCGUGGCACGUUUGACAAUGCAGAAACCAGGAAAGAAUUUGGACCUGUCAUUAUUGACUACGGCAAGGUUCAGUCAAAGGUCAAUCUGAAGUACGACUCGUGGCAUAAGGAGGUCCUUAGUAAGUUUGGACAGAUGUUGGGUAACAACAUGCAGGACUUCCAUUCUCAGAUCUCGAAGUCCCGUCAAGAACUGGAGCAGCAUUCGGUGGACACAGCAAGCACCUCAGAUGCCGUGACCUUCAUCACAUAUGUGCAGACCCUCAAGCGCAAGAUCAAGCAGUUUGAGAAGCAAGUAGAUCUGUUCCGCAAUGGCCAGCGCCUUCUGGAAAAGCAGCGUUUCCAGUUCCCUCCCUCAUGGCUUUACAUCGAUAACAUCGAGGGCGAGUGGGGCGCUUUCAGUGACAUCAUGAAACGCAAAGACACGGCCAUCCAACAGCAGGUGGCCAACCUACAGAUGAAGAUCGUCCAAGAGGACCGUGCCGUGGAGAACCGCACCACAGACCUGCUGUCAGACUGGGAGAAAACCAAACCAGUGGCUGGCAGUCUGCGUCCGGAGGAGGCGUUGCAGUCUCUCACCAUCUAUGAGGGCAAAUUUGGCCGUCUGAAGGACGAUCGAGAGAAGUGUGCAAGGGCCAAAGAAGCGUUGGAGCUGACGGACACAGGUCUUCUUAGCAGCAGUGAGGAGAGAGUACAGGUGGCACUGGAGGAACUGCAGGAUCUGAAAGGCGUUUGGUCUGAGCUGUCGAAGGUCUGGGAGCAGAUCGAUCAGAUGAAGGAGCAGCCGUGGGUCUCUGUGCAGCCACGCAAGCUGCGUCAGAGCUUAGAUGGCCUCCUCAACCAGUUGAAGAACUUCCCGGCCCGUCUGCGACAGUAUGCUUCAUACGAGUAUGUGCAGAGACUCCUCAAAGGAUACAUGAAGGUCAACAUGUUAGUGAUUGAGCUGAAGUCAGAGGCGCUGAAGGAUCGUCACUGGAAGCAGUUAAUGAAGCGUCUGCAUGUCAACUGGGUUCCGUCAGAACUGAUCCUGGGUCAGAUCUGGGAAGUUGACCUGCAGAAGAAUGAGAUGGUGGUGAAGGACGUGCUUCUGGUGGCUCAGGGAGAGAUGGCGCUUGAGGAGUUUCUUAAACAGAUUCGAGAGGUGUGGAACUCGUACGAGCUGGAUCUGGUCAACUAUCAGAAUAAGUGCCGUCUGAUUCGUGGUUGGGACGAUCUGUUCAACAAAGUCAAGGAGCACAUCAACAGUGUUUCCGCCAUGAAGCUCUCUCCUUACUACAAGGUGUUUGAGGAAGAUGCCCUGAGCUGGGAGGAUAAACUCAACCGCAUCAUGGCCCUGUUUGACGUGUGGAUUGAUGUGCAGCGCCGCUGGGUUUAUCUGGAAGGAAUUUUCACAGGAAGUGCAGACAUCAAACAUCUCCUUCCAGUGGAGACGCAGCGCUUUCAGAGCAUCAGCACCGAGUUUCUGGCUCUGAUGAAAAAGGUCACAAAGUCUCCACUGGUCAUGGAUGUGCUAAACAUUCAAGGAGUUCAGAGGUCAUUGGAAAGACUUGCUGAUCUGCUGGGGAAGAUCCAAAAAGCACUGGGAGAAUAUCUUGAGAGGGAGCGCUCAUCGUUCCCCAGGUUCUACUUUGUUGGUGAUGAAGAUCUGCUGGAGAUCAUUGGAAACAGUAAAAAUGUGGCUAAACUGCAGAAACACUUCAAGAAAAUGUUUGCUGGUGUUUCCAGCAUCCUGCUGAACGACGACAACACAGAGGUGCUGGGAAUUUCAUCUCGAGAGGGAGAAGAGGUGCUCUUCAAAACUCUAGUGUCCUUAACUGAGCAUCCGAAGAUCAACGAGUGGCUGACGCUGGUGGAGCGCGAGAUGAGAGUCACGCUGGCCAAACUGCUGGCUGAGUCCGUCACUGAGGUGGGCGCCUUCAACAGGGGCACCGGCAUCGAUCUGAGCACCUACAUCAACUGGAUUGACCAAUAUCAGGCCCAGCUGGUGGUUCUGUCCACCCAGAUCGACUGGUCAGAGAAUGUGGAGAACGCUCUGACCACGAUUGCAGGCGGAGCAAACAUGGCUCCGCUUCAGGCUGUGCUGACCAACGUGGAGGCAACGCUCAACCUGCUGGCUGACACGGUUUUGAUGGAGCAGCCACCACUACGCAGGAAGAAACUGGAGCAUCUGAUUACAGAGUUGGUCCACCAGAGAGACGUCACCAGAACUCUGAUCAAGAACAAGAUUGACAACCCUAAAUCAUUCGAGUGGCUCAGUCAGAUGCGCUUCUACUUCGACCCCAAGCAGAUGGACGUCCUGCAGCAGCUUUCUAUUCAGAUGGCCAACGCAAAGUUCAACUACGGUUUUGAGUACCUGGGCGUUCAGGAGAAACUUGUUCAGACGCCCCUGACCGACCGCUGCUACCUCACCAUGACGCAGGCUCUGGAGGCUCGUCUGGGAGGGUCACCCUUUGGUCCUGCUGGGACAGGGAAAACGGAGUCUGUCAAAGCUCUGGGUCACCAGCUGGGUCGUUUCGUGCUGGUCUUCAACUGUGAUGAGACCUUUGACUUCCAGGCGAUGGGCCGCAUCUUUGUGGGUCUGUGUCAGGUGGGAGCGUGGGGCUGUUUCGACGAGUUUAACCGUCUGGAGGAGCGCAUGCUGUCUGCUGUGUCGCAGCAGGUUCAGUACAUUCAGGUGGCGCUGAGAGAACACAGCAACUCCAACCGAGACCGUAGUGUGCCCAUCACCACAGAGCUGCUGAACAAGCAGGUGAAGGUCAGUCCUGAGAUGGCCAUCUUCAUCACCAUGAAUCCAGGUUAUGCCGGACGUUCCAACCUGCCCGAUAACCUGAAGAAGCUCUUCAGAAGUUUAGCCAUGACCAAACCCGACCGGCAGCUGAUCGCUCAGGUCAUGCUGUACUCGCAGGGCUUCCGCACUGCUGAGAUCCUCGCCAAGAAGAUCGUCCCCUUCUUCAAGCUGUGUGAUGAGCAGUUGUCCUCUCAGUCUCACUACGACUUCGGUCUGCGUGCACUCAAGAGCGUGCUGAUCAGCGCCGGCAACGUGAAGAGAGAACGUAUCCAGAAAAUCAAACGAGAAAAGGGUGAGCGAGGAGAAGAAGUGGAUGAGAACGAGAUUGCUGAGAACCUUCCGGAGCAGGAGAUUCUGAUCCAGAGCGUCUGUGAGACCAUGGUGCCGAAGCUGGUGGCUGAAGACAUUCCUCUGCUCUUCAGUCUGCUGUCAGACGUGUUCCCUGGUGUGCAGUACAUGCGUGGAGAGAUGACGGCUCUUCGAGAGGAGCUGAAGAAAGUCUGUGCAGAGAUGUACCUCACGUACGGAGACGGUGACGAUGUGGGCAGCAUGUGGGUGGAGAAGGUUCUGCAGCUGUAUCAGAUCACUCAGAUCAAUCACGGGCUGAUGAUGGUCGGCCCAUCGGGAAGCGGUAAGACGAUGGCCUGGAGGGUUCUGCUCAAAGCUCUGGAGAGACUGGAAGGGGUGGAGGGUGUGGCUCACAUCAUAGACCCUAAAGCCAUCAGCAAAGACCACCUGUAUGGAACGCUGGACCCCAACACGCGCGAGUGGACCGACGGGCUCUUCACGCAUGUGCUCAGGAAGAUAAUUGAUAAUGUUCGUGGAGAGCUACAGAAGAGGCAGUGGAUCAUCUUUGAUGGCGAUGUGGAUCCUGAGUGGGUGGAGAAUCUAAACUCUGUGCUGGAUGACAACAAACUCUUGACCCUGCCCAACGGAGAGCGUCUCAGCCUGCCGCCAAACGUGCGCAUCAUGUUUGAGGUGCAGGACCUGAAAUAUGCCACGUUGGCCACGGUUUCUCGCUGCGGCAUGGUUUGGUUCAGCGAGGAUGUUCUCAGCACGGACAUGAUCUUCAAUAAUUUCCUGGCGCGUCUGCGCAGCAUCCCACUAGAUGAGGGUGAGGACGAGGCCCUGCGCAUGAGAAAGAUUACGGAGGAUGAGAGCGAAGAGUCUGCAUCGCCAAUGCUGCAGAUCCAGAGAGACUCCGCUGCCGUACUCCAGCCAUAUUUCACCUCUACAGGACUGGUGAUCAAAGCCCUUGAACACGCUUCAAAGAUGGAGCACAUCAUGGACUUCACACGGCUGCGCUCGCUGGGCUCACUCUUCUCCAUGCUGCAUCAGGCCUGUCGCAACGUCGCCCUGUACAACAACAACCACCCCGAUUUCCCCAUGCCCAUUGACCAGCUGGAAAAAUACAUGCAGAAAUAUCUCAUCUAUGCGGUCCUGUGGUCCUUCUCGGGUGACAGUAGACUGAAGAUGAGGGCGGAGCUUGGAGAAUACAUUCGCCGCAUCACAACCGUGUCGCUGCCUUCUGCGCCAAACGUGCCGAUCAUCGACUAUGAGGUGUCCAUCACAGGUGAGUGGCAGUCCUGGCAGGGUAAGGUGCCCCAGAUCGAGGUGGAGACGCACAAGGUGGCAUCACCUGACGUGGUCGUGCCCACUCUGGAUACGGUGCGUCACGAAGCUCUUCUUUACACCUGGCUGGCGGAACACAAGCCCCUGGUGCUGUGUGGCCCGCCGGGCUCCGGUAAAACCAUGACCCUCUUCAGUGCCCUCAGAGCCCUACCAGACAUGGAGGUUGUUGGUUUGAACUUCUCUAGUGCUACAACUCCAGAGCUUGUUCUCAAGACAUUCGAUCAUUACUGCGAGUACCGCAGGACUCCUAAUGGUGUGGUUUUGGCUCCGGUGCAGCUCGGCAAAUGGCUUGUGCUCUUUUGUGACGAAAUCAACCUGCCCGACAUGGACAAAUACUGCACGCAGCGGGUCAUCUCCUUCAUCAGACAGAUGGUGGAGCACGGUGGCUUCUAUCGCACAACGGAUCAGACGUGGGUGAAACUGGAGCGGAUCCAGUUUGUUGGAGCCUGUAACCCCCCCACAGACCCGGGCAGGAAGCCUCUGUCUCACAGGUUCCUGCGUCACGUGCCAGUCGUGUAUGUGGACUAUCCCGGCCCCGCCUCUCUUACUCAGAUCUACGGCACCUUCAACCGAGCCAUGCUCAGACUCAUCCCGUCACUCCGCACCUUUGCCGAGCCACUCACUGCUGCCAUGGUGGAGUUCUACACCAUGUCUCAGGAGCGAUUCACUCAAGACACACAACCCCACUACAUCUACUCCCCAAGAGAGAUGACCCGCUGGGUCAGAGGAAUCUUUGAAGCUUUACGGCCCCUGGAGACUUUACCUGUGGAGGGUCUCAUUCGUAUCUGGGCUCACGAAGCUCUGCGACUCUUCCAGGAUCGAUUGGUGGAGGAUGAGGAGAGACGGUGGACUGAUGAGAACAUCGACACUGUGGCCCUCAAACACUUCCCCAAUAUUGACCGGGAAAAAGCCCUUAAUCGACCCAUCCUGUACAGCAACUGGCUGUCAAAGGACUAUGUUCCUGUGGAGCAGGAGGAGCUGCGUGAUUACGUGAAGGCCCGACUGAAAGUGUUCUACGAGGAGGAGCUGGAUGUUCCUCUGGUGCUCUUUAAUGAGGUUUUGGAUCACGUGCUGAGAAUUGACAGAAUCUUCCGUCAGCCGCAGGGUCAUCUGCUUCUGAUCGGUGUCAGCGGUGCUGGAAAGACGACACUCUCUCGAUUUGUGGCUUGGAUGAACGGACUGAGCGUCUAUCAGAUUAAGGUCCACAGAAAAUACACUGGUGAGGACUUCGAUGAAGACCUGCGGACGGUCCUGCGUCGCUCUGGAUGCAAGAACGAGAAGAUCGCAUUCAUUAUGGAUGAGUCUAACGUGCUGGACUCUGGCUUCCUGGAGCGCAUGAACACACUGCUGGCCAACGGAGAGGUGCCCGGGCUGUUUGAGGGCGAUGAAUAUGCCACCCUGAUGACCCAGUGCAAAGAAGGAGCGCAGAAAGAGGGCCUAAUGUUGGACACCCAUGAGGAGCUUUACAAAUGGUUCACUAGUCAGGUGAUCAGGAACCUGCAUGUGGUCUUCACCAUGAACCCAUCAUCAGAGGGUCUGAAGGACCGCGCGGCAACGUCACCUGCUCUCUUCAACAGGUGUGUGUUGAACUGGUUUGGUGAUUGGUCCACUGAGGCGCUCUACCAGGUGGGCAAAGAGUUCACCAGCAAGAUGGACCUCGAGAAGCCAAACUACAAAGUUCCUGACUACAUGCCCAUAGUGUACGACAAACUGCCCCAGCCGCCCACCCACCGCGGGGCCAUCGUCAACGGCUGUGUGUUUGUUCAUCAGACGCUGCAUCAGGCUAACAACCGCCUGGCCAAGCGUGGUGGACGCACAAUGGCCAUCACCCCGCGCCAUUACUUGGACUUCAUCAACCACUACGCAAACCUGUUCAACGAGAAACGCAGCGAGUUGGAAGAGCAGCAGAUGCACCUCAAUGUUGGUCUGCGCAAAAUCAAAGAGACCGUAGAUCAGGUGGAGGAGCUGCGGCGAGACCUGCGCAUCAAGAGUCAAGAGCUGGAGGUGAAGAACGCUGCCGCCAACGACAAACUCAAGAAGAUGGUGAAAGACCAGCAGGAGGCUGAGAAGAAAAAAGUCAUGAGUCAAGAGAUACAGGAAGCAGUUUACAAGCAGCAGGAAGUGAUUAAAGACAAGCAGUUGAGAGUGAAGGAGGAUUUAGAUAAGGUGGAGCCGGCCGUCGUCGAGGCUCAGAACGCUGUUAAAUCUAUUAAGAAGCAGCACUUAGUGGAGGUGCGAUCGAUGGCCAACCCGCCGGCAGCGGUCAAACUGGCUCUGGAAUCCAUCUGCCUGCUGCUGGGCGAGAGCACCACCGACUGGAAACAGAUUCGCUCCAUCAUAAUGCGCGAGAACUUCAUCCCCACUAUUGUGAACUUUUCUGCUGAUGAGAUCAGUGACUCCAUCCGUGAAAAGAUGAAGAAGAACUACAUGUCCAACCCCAGUUACAACUACGAGCAGGUGAACCGGGCGUCUCUGGCCUGUGGACCGAUGGUCAAAUGGGCGAUCGCUCAGCUGAAUUAUGCAGAUAUGCUGAAGCAAGUUGAACCCUUGAGGAACGAGCUGCAAAAACUGGAGGAUGACGCUACAGACAACAAGACUAAAGCAGAGGAGGUGGAGCAGAUGAUCCGAGAUCUGGAGGCCAGCAUCGCACGCUACAAGGAGGAGUAUGCAGUGCUCAUCUCUGAAGCUCAGGCCAUCAAGGCUGACCUGGCAGCUGUGGAGGCAAAGGUGAACCGCAGUACGGCGCUCCUAAAGAGUUUAUCUGCUGAGAGGGAGCGAUGGGAAAAGACCAGCGAGACUUUCAAGAAUCAGAUGUCCACCAUCGCUGGUGACUGUCUUCUCUCUGCUGCGUUCAUUGCUUAUGCUGGUUAUUUUGAUCAGCAGAUGAGACAGAACCUCUUCACCACCUGGUCUCAUCACCUCCAGCAGGCCAACAUUCAGUUCCGCACAGACAUCGCCAGGACUGAAUAUCUGUCCAAUGCUGAUGAGAGACUGCGCUGGCAGGCCAACUCUCUGCCUGCCGAUGAUCUGUGCACCGAGAAUGCCAUCAUGCUGAAGAGAUUCAACAGAUAUCCUCUGAUCAUUGAUCCAUCGGGCCAGGCCACAGAGUUCAUAAUGAACGAAUACAAAGAAAGAAAGAUCACUCGCACAAGCUUUUUAGACGAUGCGUUCAGGAAGAAUUUGGAGAGUGCUCUGAGAUUUGGCAACCCUCUGCUGGUGCAGGAUGUGGAGAGCUACGACCCCAUACUGAACCCAGUGCUCAACAGAGAGGUGCGCAGAACCGGCGGCCGAGUUCUCAUCACUCUCGGAGAUCAGGACAUUGAUUUGUCUCCUUCCUUCGUCAUUUUCCUCUCUACGCGAGACCCGACGGUUGAAUUCCCUCCAGACCUUUGCUCGCGUGUGACCUUUGUGAACUUCACCGUGACCCGUAGCAGUCUGCAGAGUCAGUGUCUGAACGAGGUUUUGAAGGCGGAGCGACCAGACGUGGAUGAGAAGCGCUCAGACCUGCUGAAGCUGCAGGGUGAAUUCCAGCUUCGUCUGCGUCAGCUGGAGAAGUCUCUGCUACAGGCCCUGAAUGAAGUCAAGGGUCGUAUUCUGGACGAUGACACCAUCAUCACCACCCUGGAGAAUCUCAAGAAGGAAGCUAAGGAAGUGACCAGGAAAGUGGAGGAAACGGACAUCGUUAUGCAGGAGGUGGAGACUGUGUCUCAGCAGUAUCUGUCUCUAUCUUCUGCCUGCAGCAGCAUCUAUUUCACCAUGGAAACUCUGAACCAGAUGCAUUUUCUGUAUCAGUACUCGUUGCAUUUCUUCUUGGAUAUUUAUCACACUGUGUUAUAUGAGAACUCCAAUCUGAAGAGUGUGAGCGACCACACGCAGCGUCUGUCCGUCAUCACCAAAGACCUGUUCCAGGUUGCAUUUAACAGAGUAGCUCGAGGAAUGUUGCAUCAAGAUCACAUCACGUUUGCAGUGCUGCUCGCCAGAAUCAACCUGAAGGGUUUGACCAGUGAACCGUCUUAUGAUGCAGAGUUCCAGCACUUUUUGCGUGGGAAAGAGAUUGUGUUAACCGGGACUGCUGUGCCGCAGGUGAAGGGUCUGUGCAGCGAGCAGUCAGAAGCAAUGGUGCGUCUCAGCUUCCUGCCUGCGUUUAAAGACCUGGUGGCCAAGGUCCAGGCUGAUGAGCAGUUCUUCAUGUGGCUGGAAAGCAACUCUCCAGAGCUGUCUGUGCCCUACGUGUGGAUGGAAGAGAAGACGUCCACUCCCAUUGGUCAGGCGGUUCAUCAGCUGCUGUUGAUCCAGACGUUCCGACUCGAUCGUCUGCUGGCCAUGUCACACAUCUUUGUGUCUAAAGUCAUGGGAGAAAACUUCAUGGCCAUCAUGGAACAACCUCUUGAUCUGGCCAACAUUGUGGAUAGUGAGGUGAAGCCGGGGAUUCCGGUGCUGAUGUGUUCCGUGCCGGGUUACGAUGCCAGUGGAUUGGUCCGGGAUCUAGCCGCUGAGCAGAACAAACACAUCACCUCCAUUUCUAUUGGUUCUGCUGAAGGCUUCAAUAAAGCUGACCGAGACAUCAACACAGCGGUGAAGUCCGGCAGGUGGGUGAUGUUGGAGAACGUUCAUUUGGCGCCUGGUUGGCUCAUGCAGCUGGAGAAGAAACUUCACUCCAUGCAGCCGCAUGCCAGUUUCCGUCUUUUCCUGACCAUGGAGAUCAACCCGAAGGUCCCUGUGAACCUGUUGCGUGCAGGACGCAUCUUUGUUUUCGAGCCUCCUCCUGGCGUGAAGGCCAACAUGCUGCGCACGUUCAGCAGUAUUCCUGUUGCACGCAUGUGUAAGUCUCCAAAUGAACGUGCUCGCUUGUACUUCCUCUUGGCCUGGUUCCACGCGGUCAUUCAGGAACGCCUACGUUACGCACCGCUCGGCUGGUCUAAGAAAUAUGAGUUUGGAGAGUCUGAUCUGCGCUCUGCCUGUGACACCGUGGAUACGUGGCUAGAUGACACUGCGAAGGGUCGUCAGAACAUCUCACCCGAUAAGAUUCCGUGGGCAGCGCUGAAGACCCUGAUGGCUCAGUCCAUCUAUGGCGGCCGCAUCGAUAAUGAGUUUGAUCAGAGACUGCUCAUCACCUUCCUGGACCGUCUGUUCACCACCAGCAGCUUUGACAGCGAAUUCAAACUGGCUCUCAAAGUGGACGGACACAAUGACAUCAAAAUGCCCGACGGCAUCCGGCGUGAGGAGUUCAUUCACUGGGUAGAGAUGUUGCCUGAUACGCAGACUCCGUCUUGGCUGGGGUUGCCAAGCAACGCGGAGAAAGUUCUGCUCACCACUCAGGGCACUGACAUGAUGGGAAAGUUGUUGAAAAUGCAGGUGUUGGAGGAUGAGGACGAUCUGGCCUACGAAACGGAGAAGAAGCAGCGCACGACAUCUUCGUCUGACACGCAGCCCGCCUGGAUGCGAAUUCUUCACACCACGGCCUCCAACUGGCUUCAUCUCAUCCCAGAGUCAGUCAACCCCCUAAAACGCACCGUGGAGAACAUCAAGGAUCCUCUGUUCAGGUUCUUCGAGCGGGAGGUGAAGAUGGGCGCUCGUAUGCUGCAGGAUGUCCGCCAGGACCUCACGGAUGUGGUGCAGGUGUGCGAGGGCAAGAAAAAGCAGACCAACGACCUGCGCACGCUCAUCAAUGACCUUGUCAAAGGCAUUAUACCUCGCAGCUGGUGCAGAUACACCGUUCCUGUGUCCAUGACUGUCAUCCAGUGGAUCGGAGACUUCAGCGAGAGAAUUAAACAGCUUCAACAGAUCUCGCAGGGAGCGGCCAGCGGGGGUGCCAAAGAGCUCAAGAACAUCCACGCCAAUCUGGGUCGACUGUUUGUGCCCGAGGCUUACAUCACAGCCACGCGUCAGUACGUGGCUCAGGCCAACAGCUGGUCUCUGGAGGAACUUUAUCUAGAAGUCAACGUCACGUCUGCCCAGGGAGCCGCACUGGACGCCUGCAGCUUCGGCAUCAAGGGUCUGAAGCUUCAGGGAGCCACGUGUGGAAACAACAAGCUCUCACUCUCCACGGCCAUCUCCACUGAACUGCCGCUGACGCAGCUGUGCUGGAUGAAGCAGAGCAACACUGAGAAGAGAAACAUGGUCACUCUGCCAGUGUAUCUGAACUUCACCCGUGCUGAUCUCAUAUUCACUGUUGAUUUUGACAUCGCAACUAAGGCAGACCCACAUCACUUCUAUGAGCGCGGAGUCGCCAUCCUCUGUACCGAGUAGAUGACGAGAUUAACAAAAGAAGAUUAACCAAUAAUGAUUGAAAUUCAUAUCGCUUUAUCCUAACUAAUCACUCCUAAUAGUCUGCUUAGCAAAUCACUAAAUGUAGUUCAACUUUUAUGUCACUGGCAUGUAAUACAUAAUGUUUUUCUUGGAAUGAGGUUAGAAUGUCAGAAGCAGGUUGGAUGAUGGAUUUCUGAAGCAAGUUGUUUUAGUUGGUGAGGUUUUAGAUGGAAAAUGAAAGUUGAGCAAAAAAGGUGGUUUUCAAUAAAGUUCAUGUUAUGUCACUCAUUUGAUCAUG
Messenger RNA from Triplophysa rosa, 14322 nucleotides. RefSeq names its product dynein, cytoplasmic 1, heavy chain 1 (gene dync1h1). Gene Ontology annotation, biological process: microtubule-based movement. Gene Ontology annotation, cellular component: dynein complex. Bases 96 to 14024 code for a protein of 4642 amino acids. NCBI's taxonomy places the organism in Eukaryota, Metazoa, Chordata, Actinopteri, Cypriniformes, Nemacheilidae. The transcript has 78 exons. Gene Ontology annotation, molecular function: dynein light intermediate chain binding; minus-end-directed microtubule motor activity; ATP binding. The record is from RefSeq and is a predicted model, not a curated record.